This is a messenger RNA of Klebsormidium nitens, 1112 nucleotides long. NCBI's taxonomy places the organism in Eukaryota, Viridiplantae, Streptophyta, Klebsormidiophyceae, Klebsormidiales, Klebsormidiaceae. The record is from the annotation of a GenBank genome assembly.
CCGACUAGCUAGUAGUAGUAGCUAGCUGCGGCCCGCUGGCGAAAUGCGGGCUGGCGAACUGAUGACAAUGUGGGCUGGCGAAAUGCAGCACUUGUUUCUCGAGAAACCCACAUUCUCAGAGUCGGAGGUUGAGAAGUGGUAUUAGUAGGUAGCUAGCGCAGAGGAUCUGCUCAUCAACAUGGCCGCUCUAGCGUUGCGGUCGGCUGCUGCUCCUGCGUGUGCGGCAUUGACAUUUUCGAGCCCAGCAAGUCCGGCCGGCCAAAGUAAUCUCCGAAGUGGCGGGUGCUCCUUCCUUGCCUCCUGUUCCCAGCUUGUGACGCAGGCUCCUUCGUCUGUGGCUCCACCUCAGCGGCAUGCUAGCGUGAGGGCAGCAGAUCCUGACCUGGAAGACUUUGAAAAAAGGCUGGAGAGCUUGCGGAGGGUGCCCCGAGGGGAGGGUGCAAAGGCGCAAAAGCGGAAAGGGGCAGGGGCAGAGGAGCCAAGGAAAGGAGACGACAAGAAGGAGGUUUACCUUGAGCCUGUCUCACUGCAAGAGCCUGCAGUCAAUGGUGUUCCUUUGAGCCUAGGAUUUGCACCAUAUGCAGAGAUUCUGAAUGGGCAGCUGGCAUUGCUGGGGCUUGGGGCCCUGCUGAGUGUAGAGCUGUACACGGGGGGAGCAUUGGUCAACUUCCAUGAAGGUGGGACUAUUGGCACUCAAGCCUAUUUUAUUCUGGGGUUGAGUGCAAUGUUGAUCAAGUUCCAAAAAGAGAAAAUAAGUGUAUGGCCGGAGGGCAAGAAGUAGCUAAAGUAGGCAAUCAAUAGGGCUAUUCUGCAUCUCUUGGUGGCUUCGUAAAGCAUAUCAAGAGCUGCAGCUUGAAUUGGACUGAAGCUGCGUGAAACAAAAAGUUUGGUUGGUGACUUAGAUAGCAAGUUCAGUUGCUCACAUAAGGUUCGCAUAUUGAGUCAGUAACUCGACAUAUGGGCUGCUGCAUGAUGUUCUCUUUUGAUUGGUUCAGUUUGUAGGAGCAUAGCAGCCCAUAGACCUGUUGGAAAGCUGGUGCGCAGGCUCCACAUCUUAAGAUUCAACAAUUCGAUGGCCUCAAUCUUCCCCACUGUGCAUAAUAAUCUCGGUU